This is a messenger RNA of Apis laboriosa (Himalayan honeybee), 8862 nucleotides long. RefSeq lists its product as uncharacterized. Gene Ontology annotation, cellular component: neuron projection membrane. The transcript has 9 exons. Lineage: Eukaryota; Metazoa; Arthropoda; Insecta; Hymenoptera; Apidae. Bases 3483 to 5252 code for a protein of 589 amino acids. The record is from RefSeq and is a predicted model, not a curated record. Gene Ontology annotation, biological process: synapse organization.
CAUCAACAUUUCUAGGACGCAAUAAUCGAGUCGAAUCGAAGGAGACGCAGUUAGUUUCCGUCCGUCCUCGCGAACGAACGUUGUAAACGUUAUCGAGCGUGAAACGAGGAACGCGUGUGAAUAAUUCAUCUCUCGCGGAGUGUUUUAACGUAAUCUACACCUAUGAGCGUCAAUCGAUUCGAGGAUCGAUUUCUCGGUUAAUCCGUGGAAUAUCGGAGAGACGCGCCGCCCCAGAUUUCUCCCCUUGGAACUUUUGGAACCGGCUGGACAGCGUGACCCCCACAGAAAUUUAUGAAUCGUUAAAACAACGUUAACGUGUUCCAACUCUCUCGCGAAAUAAGGAUUAGGGGAAGGAUUAAGGAAGAACGAUUAAAACGACGAUGAAAGUGCGUACGAAUUUUGGAAUGAAGAUUUUGGAAAUUGCGAUUGUUUAAGAAUUUCUUUUGUAAAGAUUGAUAUGAAGAAAAAUUGAUUUGUACGUUAAAAAAUCAGAUAAUUGAAACGAAUAAAGGAUUGAUUUAUCGUAGCACAGGGAACGAUAAAGUUUUGUAAAUAUUUUUUUUAUUUAGCUUUACUUUAAACGCCAUGGUAUAUGUAAUAUAGGGAAUUAAAGAUAGUUUUCAAUAGUUACAUUAAACAAAAACUCUUACAAAUCGAAUUAUAUCGAGUAUAAAAAUUGUUCUCGAUUGUGAUUUUAAGGUUCAAAAAAAUUUCGAAGAAUUAACGAUGAAGAUUUGUGAAAUUAAAUUCAAUAAUUUAAUUGAUUAAAAAGUUGUAAUUCGGUUGGUAAGAGAAAUAAGAAACGAAAAUAUAUUAUCUAGCCGCGGAAUCAAGCUCGGACACGGUCCCAUUCUUCUAACACGGCAACUGUGAUUAAUCAAGAAACCUCAACGACACUUACUUUAAAAAGAAGAAGCGGAAGAGAAACGAUAUUUCCAGCGACUCUGUUGCGAAGCAUGGAUUGUUAAUCACGGGCGACAUCGUGAAACUUGACGAUGGAAGAAAUUAAGUUCAAGCCUCUCUCGUUUUCUUAAUGGAAUAACGAUCGUUAUAAUUAUUGCCAUCCCCCAUGGAGGGAUAGAGACAAAGAAAAUCGAACUUAUUAUAUUAUUAAAUAACAUUAAACCAUUUCCUCUUCUUUCUUAUAAUUAUUCAUCUCAUCUCAUAUAUAUCGAAAUAAUUUUUCAAAAUUAAGAGAACGCAAGUUACUAGUAGAAGAAAUGAACGAUAUUUAAAUUAUCGAUAUUGUUCGAUAAGCAAGUAAUCUUUUAACAAAGAUAAAAAAAAAUCUGAAGAUUUUCAUCGAUAUUAAAAAAGGGAAUUUGGAAGAGUUGGAAAAGCUUCUUUGAAUCGGAACCGAAUUCACCAUGGAUUAUUAGCGAGAUUAAUAUAAUUCCAUUGCACGUGUUGGAAACGAUCGUUUUCUCGAUCAUUUAAAAUGACAUCAUUCUUCCCUCUUCAAUUUUUUCCACGGGAAAGGGAAUGAUUUAUCGCUGUACCGCAGGAUGUAAAGAGUAUUGGAAAAGUUUCACGAGUUAUCCGUUGAAGAGUUGUCGAAGUAUCGAGGAGUCGUGAUUAAAAAUUGAUGAUCGUUGGGAACACCGAGGAGGGUCUCUCGACUUGCUUUCUUCGGCGAAAUGGAAAAACACUCGAUGAACGACGAUGGAAAUUAAUGGAAACCCGUUCCUCCGCGCGAAACUGUUUAAUUAACGAAUAUUUUUCGGCAUGGUGUGGUAUGUGGAGCCCGCACCGCGUCGUCGCAAUAUGUGGGAACGAACGAUGGGGGAGAAAAUCCUCUUGUUCAUUUAUACGGCUCGUAAAUUUUGCAUGUGAUGGACCGUGAACCAAAACGGGAUAACUGUGAAAGCGGUUCCGUUUUUUAAAAUUUGAACAAUGCGUCGCGAUACGAUUGUAUGCAAAUCGUGAAACGAGUGUUAAAUAUAAUCUGGCGGUUAUAUUUAAUACAAUCUGAUGUUUAAACGUUUCGUAAUUGCAGAAAAUCGUAUCGCUCGUUAUGAAGUGAUGUGUGUUCCUGUAUCGGAACACACAUAAAUAAAUAUAAUUUUUUCUUUUUUUUAUGAUAAGAAGAGGCUUGUAUGAAUGUUUCGAAUGUGUUUGAAAGAAGAGUGGACGAGAUUUGAAUGAGAAUUUUCGAAAAACGAAAUGGGAUUAAAAGGUAGAAUUUCUUUUUCUUUUCUAUUUUGAAUAAAAGUCGUUACGUUCGGUCUUUCUAUUUCGCGAUGCCUGUUACUGAACUUUUUUAAUGACGUAACGUUGCUCUUUGAGGAAAUUCGUACAAGAAUUGCGUACACUCUCGUAAAGAACUGAGGAAAUUUAAGUAACAUUUGAAAAGAAGAAAGAGCGAAUUUAGCCAAGAGUAAAGCAAUCAUGACGUAAUAAAUAAAAUAAGAAAAUCAUUCGAGUCAGACAAGUGAAAUAAAACAGUUUAACGGAAUCUCUGUGCACAAUUCUUGAAUACGAGAUCCAAAAAUUAUAAAUAUCUAAAUUUUCUAUUCAAGAAUUGAACAUUUUCGAAAGAAAUUUAUUAUAUCGUACAAUAUUACACAUAUGUACGAGUUUUAAUUAUUUUCAAAAAUAUUUUGCCCUUUUAAUUACAACUCUAAAUCGUAAUUAAACAUUAUAUAAGUACAAAUUACAAAUUUUCAAUUAUAUAACAAAACCCAUCAGAAUAAAUAUCGAUAACAGAAGCUCACGACGAAUCGUUCCAACAUCUCGAUUGAAUAUAACUCAAAAAAAAGGUAUACUCGUCACGGUAUCGAUAAAAAUCAUAACUCGAACUUAGAAGCUCAACCAAAGCUUCGUACAAAGAUAAUCGUAGAUUGUGUUUAACACAAUUUUAUUCAACACAUUUGUUACCUCGAGUCGUUGGAAUGUUCUCGACUUGACCAAGUUUCCAAGUUUUGGCCCCAACAGCAGAACUUGUUUUACCAGUUCUACGCCAGUGAUGACACAAUGUUGGAAAAAAUUUCAUUCAAGAAUUCGGAUAUUCAGGAAACGGAAAGAAAGGAGGAAAAGUUGAGUGAGAAUUCACAACAGGUGUUAUCGUUUUAAAUUUCACGAAUCAAUUUCUGGGGGAAAUGUUAGACGAUCCGUGGUCAUUUGUGUCCGACCAAGUUUCAACUUCUUCUUCCGAUGGAGUUGGGAUGUUCUGUCCCGCGAGAUCGAAUGGAGAAUAAAGAUUUGUUGUAUCGGUCUCGCGAGCCUCGCGAAAAAUAACUGUUCCGAAGAAAUUCGCGGCGGAAGAUUGGAAGACUGGGAGCUAUUUGAUUGGGUUGCACCGAAGGAAUAAAAGUAUCCGAUUCGAAAAUGUAAUUUUUGAGGCGGUGUUGGAUAGAUCGGAUUGUUGUUGCUGACCAUUCCGAAAGAAUUUCUUUCCAAUUCGAAAGGGAUUUUGACACGAGAAAAGAAGAUGAACGGGAUGGAGCAGAUCCCUGAAGGUUGAGAGCGAGCGGAUCCUCGAUAUGACCGGCUGCUGCAGAAUGCGGCCGACUGCAUCGGCGCUCGGCGUCAUCGCCAUUGUCUCCGUCAUGAUCACUGCCACAUCGUCAGAAGCUGGCAACGGUGUCGUCGAGCCCAGCAUCAAUCACCCCGUAGUGGACGAGGAGGACCAACGCGUGCAAGAGGACGAGGCGACCGCGAACGAAACGGUGGCCGAUGACCUGGCCGCGGUCACGCUCCGCGCACGCUACGUUGACGACCCCACCGACGAGGCCCCAAUUGCCGCCAAAACUACCCAGCCGCUCCCGGAGAAACCGGCGAACGUCUCGCGAUCAUCCGAGGAAAGCGUCGUGGAAUCACUGCAGAGGGAUCAAAGCGACCUGCUGGUAUCCGUCGCGGUGGCGGUCGUGGAGAACGUCGAUCCGUUGGGGUCAGAGGCGAGGUCAGGGGAGGGCGACAGUGGUGGGAGGAGCAGGGGCAGGGUGCAGCAAGCGAGCAAGGAUUUCGUCGCGUCGACCCGGCCGAGUCGAGUGGAAAUCGCGUCGAGUGUCGGCUCCUCGACUGGCUCGGGGGUCGUGGACCGGUUGGACGGUGUCCAGGCGGAGGGCGAGGGUCCGUCGAACGUGGAGGAGCGCGGGGAGAGUCCGUUGGGUGGGUCUAACGUGGACAAAUGGCGGAGAGGUGGCUUGACGACCGUGUCCAUCCGCGAGACGAUCUCGACGGCGGGGACGAUCGAGCGGAAGAACGUGGAGGACGUAAGGGCGAUCUCGUUCCAAGUGCCUGCGGUUGUCGAGGAGGUGGAGGAGGUCGUGGACAGGCAGCGGGGCAACGAACAGCCGAGGAAGGAUCAUUCGAGGCCGGUGAACAAUCUCCUGUUGGCCGGUGGCAAGUCGACGAAGGCGUUCUACGAGAUAAAACCGUCGAUCAAAACCGAGAUGGAGGGUGAUCAGGUGGGCCCGACAAUCGGCACCCAAAGGCCGCUCCAUGGAAGGAAGUUCGUGUUGCCGAGCGUGGACAGCGCGUUCGGCAAAUUUGGCCCCUAUUUCGAAGAUGGGGAUCAGGAGAUAAAUAUCACUGCCAGGAUAGGGAGCACCAUGCUGUUGGAUUGCAAGAUCGGCAUGCUUGGUAAUAAGGAGGUGACGUGGGUGCAGCAGCCUAGCAAAGACUUGUUUCGUCUGCUCACCGUCGGCAUGGUACCGUACAGCGUGGAUCAGAGGAUCAGCCUCAACUUCCGGUAUCCAAGCAAUUGGAGAUUACAGAUCCAAUACGCUAACCCGCGGGAUUCCGGUUUAUACAAGUGCCAAGUCUCGACGCAUCCGCCGCUGGUUAAAACGAUCAACGUCAUCGUCACGGCGCCGGAAUUGACAAUAACGGACGAUUCCGGUCGAGCGGUGUCCAAGGAGAGGCAUCUAAAGGCAGGAAGCGCACUGAAGCUUAGAUGCGAAGCCAGGGACGUGAUCGAGUCCCUGAAGGAAUCCGUCAUUUGGACCAGAGGGGAUGAAACGCUUACCGAGGACGUUAGUGAAAACAGGACGACGGAGAUUUUGGCUGGCAAGGAAGUCCUCGUGAUCGUCAGCACCCUGAUCGUGGAGAGGGCCAGCCCAAGACACGCCGGAAACUACAGCUGCGUGGUAAGAGGGCCCACGGCUCCGGAAAAGGCUAAAACGACCAUCGCGGUACACGUGCUCAAUGGGGAGUUGCCGGCCGCGGUGCACGACGGCAACGGGGUCUCCAGGGCGUUCCUCAACCUGUGGCUAAUUCACUUAACGAUGAGCUACGUUUUUUCCAGAUGACAAUACUAAGGCCAUCGCAACAGCGCCGAGAAUCCCACCGACAAGUCGAUUUGAAUAUCGCGGUGCGCGAGCAUCCGUUCAUGGACAGUUCGGUGACCGAUCAUUGAUCGAAAUCGUCGUCGUCGGCAACGAGGGUUCGACCAAUAUGGAUCGAUUCCGAUUCUCCAGCCGAGAAUGAAAAAAAAUAUAGAAGAAAGAGAAAAAAAAAUCGUUUUUACCUUUAAUAAUAAUUUAGAAUUCCCUUUUCGAUCGAUCGAAUUUGAUCAAGUAGUAGCUCAUCCUCGAGGAACUCGGUGAUCGUCUCGACGACAACAUUCAUUAACGCGAGUAGUUAACGUGAAAAAUCGCGCGAAAAAAAAAGAAAGAAAGAAAGAAAGAAAGAAAGAAAGAACAAAGCUGGAGACGGAUCGCCGUUACAAAGUGGGCCAUUUAUUGUACAUAAAUUUAAUAGGACAGCGUUCUGGACAGACAAUGUUUUCGAUGGAAGAUCUUCAAAAUUACUCUUGGUGCCAAGGUGAUGAGAAACACCGGAUGAGGGGAAUAUUGGAAGGAUGUACAACGGUGAUGGAGAGGAGUUGAUACUGUUUGGAAUGUUGAUACUUUGAAAUCGAUAGGGUUUAGCAGAGAUUUAUUGCUCGUUACGGGAGGAUAGAGGAACACGACGAGGGGUUGGGAAAGUUGAUCGGGAGGAUGGAGGUUAUUAUCUCAUUGAAUCGUUCAGUUAUUUUAAUUAUAUUUCCUCCGGUGAUAAUGAUAUUAUUUACGUAAAUUUGGUAAAUUUUUUUCGUAAAAUUAUACACAUUGAUAAAUUGCAUGAAUUGGAAGAAGAAUACAGAGAUACAUUUCCAAUAUUAUUUACUUUCGAUAUCAAUGAUUAAUAAAAGCAUCGAAAAAUAUAAAAUCGUGCGCAGUCAACGAUAUAAACAAACAAGAAUUGGUAUAUUAUUCAAAUAAAGGCGAGAGAUUCCUCUUAAUAAAUCGUCGUUUAUUCAUUGCUCUCGAUAAGAAAAAUAUAACGCAACGAUUAUAAUUAUCAGAGACGUAUAAGGGAGGAAGGAAACUCUUGGUAUUAUCUAAAAGGGUGCACACUAAUAGAAUCUGACCUCUCGUGAUCCGUAUGCAUCAGCAGCCUCGGUUUAACCCAGAUACCACGAAAACGUCAUCGACGUUUUCGACGGCCAAAAUAGUUGGGAUAGUCGAAGGACCAUAGGUAUAAUUAAUUAGCCGUCGAGAUUCUUUUCGAACUAGAUCCUGUCUAGCGUGAAAAAUAAUCGUUUCAACUUGGAUUUGGUGGCUGCAUUUAGCAAGGUAAAUCUCAUUUUACGAUGUAAAUCUUCGUGUUUUAUUAUCGCGUGUACAAACAAAUGAUAUUCGCAACGAAAACAAAAAAAAAAAUAAUAAUUCCAUCCCUUACUUUCCCUUGCCUUUUAUCAUUCCUCUCUUCGUUUCACUCUCGUCCCCGUUUUUAUUUUUCUCUCCAUUUUUCCUCCCCCUCCCCUCGUGUUCUCUUUCCCAUAUUUGAAAAUUCUCUCGAUUCCCCCCUUGAAAGUAUUUGAAAUAUCUGGAUGAAUUAUUUUCGUGUACACCACUUGCAGCGUGGCGUGCUGCGCAUACAUAAUGCGUUAUGCGUGGCGCAGAGAAAAGAGAGAGGUUGGAAACGCGCCUCGGGGGCACGAGACGGGGGUGAAGGGGAAACAAAGGGAUAAUUGUGUACAACGAAAUUCUCUAGCUGUGAUGCUUGAAAUGACGCGGAGAAAAUUGGAUCGACGAAGAAGGUUUCGCGCGGGAUUGGGGAUUUUAAACGAAAAUUGCGCGGAAUAAGAUCGAUGAAUAAUUUUUAUAUUGUAAACGUUAUUGUAAACGCUAUAUGUAAAUUGUGAAUCUUUUUGAAGAAAUAUUUGUGGGAAGAAAGAAUUUGUUAUUCAAGGAGGAAAUAUAAUUGGAGGGACGAGGAAUGGAUGGGGAAGAAUAUUGAAAAAGUAAAAGGUUUCGCUGCAACAAAACGAAUGUACGUAUGUCAUCAAUUUCACGUAACGUCGUUUUAUUUGUGUAUAUGUACAUCUUUAUAGAGGUAUCCACGAAAAUCAUGGUUAUAUCGAAUGUGGAACGAUGGGAAAGAAGAAGGGAACUGGUUCGAGUCGACAAAUGUACCAAGCCUUUCCAUUCGUGAUUGAAUGAAUAUCGUUGUUCAAACGGUGUCGAUACGUGAUCAAUGUAAUGCAAUGUACUUUAGAUAUCACGAUCCUCGUAAUUUUCCAUGAAACAAUAUUCCUCCGUUUAACCUUCGAGAAUACAAAUCAAGAAUUGCCGCGAUAUCGCGCCGAGAAUAAUACAAUCGUUGGAAGGAAAAUAUCGAGAAUUUUUAAUGUUGUUCCAUUCGUGGAAUAUGAAAGUAGAUCGCGUGUACAAUUUAUUGUACAUCGUGAGAGAAGGGAAUAGUUGGAAUAGAUAUUUUACUUCCUGUUUUUUGUUAUAACUGUGCUCUUCGAUAUUUCAUCCGUUCGAUGUAACAAGAUAUAAUCGAUCCCAAUAUCUUUCUACGUUUCUUGAUAAAUUAAUUUUAUUACGUUUCCAGGAAAAACGUAAAUUAACAAAGAAAAAUGAAUAUUCACGACAAAGAAUAGAGGAACCAGUUCUCUCAUCCUUUCGCCCGUCGAGAACAAAAUUUCUUAUGUAAGAAAACGAAAAUUCUCGAUUCCAUCAAUCGCAACGAUCAUGAUCUUUGGCGAUACCGAUUUAUCCUGCAUCUAUUGCUGACCAUUCUUCUUUUUCACACUUUUAAGCAAAGAGGAAAAAGCACGACGAGCGUUGAGAUACGCGAUCUUCUUGACGGAAUGUCGAAAAACGUAAUGUCGGAACGAAACUGGCCGACAUUAGACGAAGGGAGAAUUUUAUCUAUACAUAUUAAACACGUGCACGAUCUAUACAUAUUAUAAAUAGGCCCGAUCGAUCGCGAUAAGAUUAUAUUUUUAUAUGUAAAUAUGGCGUUCCUUCUUGUUAUCUUAUUAAAUAUAUCGACGAGGCGGUAGAUAGAAACGAACACUGCGAUCGAAUAGUUCUGGUUUUUCGAGGAGAUGCCAGAAAUACGAAGAAAAAAAAAAAAAAAAGAAAAAAAAGAAAAAAAAAGAAGAAGAAAAGAGAGAGAUCGAUUCUAGCGUGAAAAGGAAAUAUUGUCGAAACGAACGAAUUACUUUAUCUUAUGAAUAUUUCAUAAGAAUCUGAAAAGGGGGGGUAGGAGGAGAGCAACUGAUUUUAAAUCGUUGAACGUUGUUGGACAUGAUCGGUAUUACUCCAUUCCCUAUUAUUAUUUCCCGAGAAAUGAAAGAUGCAAAACGAAGAAUCGUCAACUCGAUGAAUUUGUAUAAUUUCGAUAAAGCGAUAACCGGCCCGUUAUCUAUCCUCGAUUUUGCUUCGUCGUUUUAUCAAAUUUCCCGAGCGAAUUUAAUUGGUGAGGAGAUUUUUAUUAGAAAUACCUCGAACGUAAAGAAUACCCGCACGCUUUGUUCCUUUUUCGUAAAGCCGACAAAAAUGCUUUUGACAAAAUUUAAUCUCGUUACAAAAUUCUCGCCGAUGAUCCAUCAUGAAGAGAGACAGAGAGACAAAGAGAGAC